Messenger RNA from Glycine soja, 1657 nucleotides. RefSeq names its product fructose-bisphosphate aldolase 3, chloroplastic-like. The transcript has 6 exons. Gene Ontology annotation, biological process: fructose 1,6-bisphosphate metabolic process; glycolytic process. Gene Ontology annotation, cellular component: cytosol. Bases 170 to 1342 code for a protein of 390 amino acids. The record is from RefSeq and is a predicted model, not a curated record. Lineage: Eukaryota; Viridiplantae; Streptophyta; Magnoliopsida; Fabales; Fabaceae. Gene Ontology annotation, molecular function: fructose-bisphosphate aldolase activity.
GUUUGGCAUUGCCGCUUGAGAGCUGUCUCACAUCACCUACCGCGGAGUCGCCAAGAAAACCAAACCUCAUUUCUUUUCAUCUCACCUCACUAUUAAGUAUUAAACUUUCACGACACAACACAAAAAGCAUAGUACUAUACAACACCACUUUCUGUUUCUCUUCACUCUAAUGGCCAUGGCAGCGUCUGCAAAGCUCAACACCUUGUCUUCUUCCCAGUGGAUCGCCCACAAUUCCUUCUCUCCUCGCCGUGGAUCCUCUUCUCGCCGAGUCUCUCUUCCGAUCCGCGCAUCUUCUUACCAACACGAACUCGUCCAAACCGCCAAAUCCAUUGCAUCACCCGGCCGUGGAAUUCUUGCAAUUGAUGAAUCAAAUGCCACAUGUGGGAAACGAUUAGCAUCCAUUGGAUUGGACAAUACCGAGGUGAAUCGCCAGGCCUAUAGGCAGCUGCUGCUCACCACACCUGGCCUUGGUGAAUACAUCUCUGGUGCAAUUCUUUUUGAAGAAACCCUUUACCAGUCAACAACAGAUGGAAAGCAAUUUGUUGAUUGCCUCCGCGAUCAGAACAUUGUGCCUGGCAUCAAAGUUGACAAGGGUCUGGUCCCUCUGCCAGGGUCAAACAAUGAAUCUUGGUGCCAAGGGUUAGAUGGAUUGGCUUCUAGGUCUGCCGAAUACUACAAGCAAGGUGCUCGAUUUGCCAAGUGGAGGACCGUUGUUAGCAUUCCAUGUGGUCCUUCUGCAUUAGCUGUCAAGGAAGCAGCAUGGGGACUUGCACGUUAUGCUGCUAUCUCUCAGGACAAUGGUCUUGUGCCAAUCGUCGAGCCUGAAAUUCUUCUUGAUGGAGACCACCCAAUUGAGAGGACGCUGGAAGUGGCUGAGAAGGUCUGGUCAGAAGUCUUUUUCUAUUUGGCUGAAAACAAUGUCCUUUUUGAGGGAAUUUUGCUCAAACCUAGCAUGGUUACACCUGGGGCUGAACACAAGGAAAAGGCUUCUCCAGAAACCAUUGCCAAAUAUACUCUAACCAUGCUUAGAAGAAGAGUUCCUCCUGCUGUCCCUGGAAUCAUGUUUUUGUCUGGUGGACAAUCUGAAGUGGAAGCAACACUAAAUCUUAAUGCAAUGAACCAAAGUCCCAACCCAUGGCAUGUUUCUUUCUCAUAUGCACGGGCUCUUCAGAACACCGUGCUAAAGACAUGGCAAGGACACCCUGAGAAUGUGGAAGCUGCUCAAAAGUCCCUUUUGGUGCGUGCUAAAGCAAACUCCUUGGCUCAACUUGGAAGAUACUCUGCUGAGGGUGAGAGUGAAGAGGCCAAGAAGGGAAUGUUUGUCAAGGGCUAUACCUACUAAAACUUUAGGAGUCUUUUGGUUUCAGUUUUGUUUUAGCUAUUUAUCAUCAUUCCUUCUUAGCAGUGAAUUCGAAGGGGACUUAGAUGUUGUAUUUUUAUUUUUUUUCAACUUCUAGCAAAUGAGAGUUUGAAUAAAUUGAAAAGCUAGAAAGAAAGGUUUUCUUGGUAAAAUGGAAGUUGGGGAUUAGUAAAAACCCAAAUGGAAAAAGAACAGAAGAAAAACAAAGUUUACUGCUUAGUAAUAUUUUAUUUGCCUGUUCAGAUUUUGCUCUCGACAGUCCAGUUUGAGAUUGGAGUUUGGCAUAUUUAUUCCGCA